AUGGAGGAGGCUGUGAAUCCAGAAGACUUUCUAGGGGACAGCAGCAGUUUUAUUGAAUACGCUAUACGUUAUAUCCAGGAAAACCUGAGUGCAGAAGAUAUUUGCUCCCUGCUGUCAGAAGAUGACAUCUGGGAGGAUUUUGUGGUGAAAGCCCAAUUCUCAAGGGAGGAGGCAGAAGAAGUACUCGAAGGUCUGCUGGUGCAGGAAACAUUCAGAACCAUGGAAGACGAAGAUAUCUACCAACAAGAGCAAGUGUACAAGGAGAGGUUUUUGAAAGAGUUUCCUAAGAUGAAACAAGAACUUGAAGAGCAUAUGGCACAGCUCCGAGCACUGGCAGAUAAGGCUGAUAAAUUACAUAGGGGCUGUGCCAUCUCAAGCUUGGUGGCUGGAUCCACCAGCAUUGUGUCUGGUAUUCUGACCAUUAUUGGCAUAGGUCUGGCACCUGUGACAGCUGGGGUCAGUUUGGGUCUGACAGCAGCUGGAAUGGGACUGGGGGCAGCAUCUGCAGUGACUGAAGUGACCACCAGAAUUGUGGAACAUGCAAACAUGGCAGUCAUAGAAACUGAUGCCAAUAAGUUGACGUCAACGGAGGUUAACCCCGAGGAAGCAUUGAAGGGAGUUGUACGUGACAUUGGCCCCAAACUUGCUCCCUUGGGAAAGAAUAUUGUUAAAAACAUGGGAAGUAUUGAGAAGAAUAUCCGUGCCAUCCAGUUGAUCAAAACCAACCCUCGUUUGACAGCUCGAGCAAUGCGCUUCAUGAACUCUGGAAGAAUCUCAGCCCGAAAUGCCAGGCAGGUGCAGAAAGCCUUUGGAGGCACUGCACUGGCCAUGACCAAAGGAGCCCGGAUGGCAGGGAUGGCCACUGCAGGUUUGUUUCUCCUGACAGAUCUAUAUAGUGUUGUGAAACAAUCAAUACACUUGCAGAAGGGGGCUAAGACAGAGUCUGCUGACCGGCUGAGGGAGCAGGCUUCCGAACUGGAGAAGACAUUGGAAGAUCUCAAAGAGAUCUAUGUGAUUCUCCUUGAAGACUGAUUCUAUGAUCUCGCAGGAGCAC
Molecule: messenger RNA, 1054 nt
Organism: Suncus etruscus (white-toothed pygmy shrew)
Lineage: Eukaryota; Metazoa; Chordata; Mammalia; Eulipotyphla; Soricidae
Product: apolipoprotein L3-like
Exons: 3
Coding region: 1-1032 (343 amino acids)
Biological process (GO): lipid transport; lipoprotein metabolic process
Cellular component (GO): extracellular region; membrane
Molecular function (GO): lipid binding
Source: RefSeq, a predicted model, not a curated record